AUGAACGACAGCCUAAAUUUACCCCAAUAUAUCGGCAUUUUAACCGAAGUCCGAGCAGGCAAGGCUGAGUAUUUCGCCCGUGACAAACUCUCAGCCAUUAACAAAUACCCGGUCAAAGGCGAAGUCGCUGUCAACUAUCUUGGGCUAGAAACCGAUGAGCAAGCCGACCGCAGACAUCAUGGCGGAUAUCUCAAAGCUGUCCAUCAAAUGCCGAUUACCACUUAUGAAAAAAUCAAUCAACACUUUGACAUGAACGUGGCCAUUGGCACAUUGGGUGAAAACUUAUCCGUCACCACCGACUCUGAACCUAUGUCCGAGUCCAAUGUAUGUAUCGGUGAUGUUUACCGAUAUGGCGAAGAUAAUGCCGAUAGCGAAGGCAAAGCAACCAGUGUCAAACUGCGAAUCGUGCAACCACGCCGACCCUGUUUUAAAAUUAACGACCAACUUGGGCAUUAUGAAAUUGCGUCAUUUAUCACCAAUAACGGUAUUGCAGGAUGGUAUUUUCAAGUCGUGCAAAACGGAAAUUUAUCCGUUGGCUUGCCUGUCUAUCUUGUCGAGCGACCCUAUCCAUUUGCCAAUUUAACGACUUUGUGGCGAAUGGCAAACCAAAAAGAGAAAAUCCCUGUCGAAAUCGUCAAUCAAUGGCUUGCGAUUGAUUGCCUUGAAGAUAGCUGGAAAGAGAAACUGUAUAAAAAACGCUUGCUGUAG
Aptenodytes forsteri (emperor penguin) is the source of this 708-nucleotide messenger RNA. Its product is annotated as protein YiiM-like. The record is from RefSeq and is a predicted model, not a curated record. Gene Ontology annotation, molecular function: pyridoxal phosphate binding; molybdenum ion binding; catalytic activity. The transcript has a single exon. NCBI's taxonomy places the organism in Eukaryota, Metazoa, Chordata, Aves, Sphenisciformes, Spheniscidae. Bases 1 to 708 code for a protein of 235 amino acids.